AUCAUUGGUAAGUGUGAACCGAACACAGUUUCGGGAAAAGUGUUUGGGUCAGUUUCCUCAAGCGAAAAACGAUAUAAGUAAUGACAGAAUCGGAUUCGGUCGAGUACUGAAGCUGAGUAAUCAUCUCUAAAAUCAUAAUCUUAUUGUAUGAAAUGUAAAAAAGUCCACCUCCGUCCUCCAAACGAGAGUACGCACCCUUAGGCUCAUCAUCCGAAUCCCACGGUAUUUGCAGUGUGAUUAAUAAUGAUAACCUAAAAUUUAAUUGCCAAUUGCCAUGAAUUCAAUUAACACAUUAUCAAGCGAUGCGAAUAACGUCGUUUUGCGAGGUUUGCUAUUUUUGCUAUCCCUCCAAGCUAGCGGCAGCAAGAAAGUACCGGUCACUCACCCCAGCAAGACAUACCGAACCCAAUCGUAACCGAGUUCUGUGAGAAACUGAUGCAACAGGGUGUUGUUGCCACUCCUGGAAGCUCGCCAUUCUGUCGGAAUAAAUACCAAUCCGAUGACGAUAGCGCCUGCGCCACCGUGACGACGAGAACGGCAUGUUUACUAACCAAACGGAACCCCGCGAGUGCCGUCAUCUUUCCAGGCUCGCUUUCGCAGCUGAGCACUUCUUUCGCUGCCAGGAGCUAGGUUAGCAAUCGUCAACAGUUGGUCGCUGUCUGUCAUCGCGAACAUGUGGCCGUCUUACCGGGUUGUAUCAAAAGGAUAACGCGCGGAAUUUUGUUCUGAUCUAUACUCUAGGUAGAAAUUAAUUAACCAAUGCUAGUGAUGAUCGGAAUUCAGAUUGUGGUUGAAGGAUUCCUCGUUUUCGACGGUUCCGGUACUGUCGGAUGCUACGAAGAAAACGCUUUACAAUUGUAGUUAACUUAGAGCAAUUGAGUGGCUCUAUUUCCGGAUAUAAGUAAUUGCGGAUUAAUUUUACUGUGUGUCUGUGUGACGUCAUUGAUACUAAGCAUUAAAUGUUUUGCAAUUACGAUCAUAUUAAAUUGUUGUUCAACUAAGUGAAUAGAAAUCAAACAGAAAGGUGCUCACAUAUAUGUACUAACUAAUUGUACUUCUUUUUGAAGCAGAAAAAUUCUGUUAAUGAGAUGAAAAACAUCAGGCAUAAAAAGAAGUAAAAAAAUAUAUGAAAAUCUUUCCAGCAAAAAAAAACAGUUGACACGUUGUGGUGCCCCACACAUGCCUAAGUUAUUCUGUGUGAAGUGAUGAACUGGAAAAUUGUGCACCUGCUGCACGCUCAUGAAAAUCAUUGGUUGGGGUAAAGGAAAGUCUCGCAAUUUCAAACUGUUCAAUAUUCAACCGUCGAUGGGGCCAGCGCUUUGUUCGCGAUUCUCCAUCAGUCAUCAAGUUUGAUGCUGAAUCGGGAACCGAACAGAUAAACGAGACCGUUCUGAAUGAAUUAGUGAUUUUUCCUACCGACUGCACCGUGACAAGACCCGACGAGGAAUGGCCCGAUCUGUAGCUCUCAACGCAUCGAAUCUGUUGGAAAGCCAGCGGAAGCACACUUACCGGAUGUCGUAACUCGUAACAGCACCCGGCGGAAGAAAAGAAAAAAGUGUGAUUACAUACAACCGUACGAGCGUCGACGAUUGGAUAAUGACGGUUCGUCGAAUGGAAAAAGGAAAAGCGACGACGAUUGCUGGUUACGGUUUUCCCCGGCUGCCAGUCUGUUCGGGUAUGUCUGUGUAAAAGAGUUUGUGAAUACGUCUCCCUCGAAGCUAGCGGACCGGAAGUUAAGUCAGGACAAGAGUGCUUCAAGUUAAUGAAAGUAAAACAGAAAGCUGCCGGCACCGUGGAUCCGUGGACGGUGAAAAAACGGUGAACAUAAUGUUAACAGUGCCGUCACGGGCCGAACGAAAUUGGCAGAAUUCCAGUAGUGUCGAUGCAACACCCGGGAUGUGUCUAUGGUGCUUCAGUCCGGUGAAAGUGUACCGGGUGAAGAAAAAGUGUUGCAACAAACGAGACUAUAUCGAUAAUAGCAGUAGUAGUGGCACUAGUUUCAGGUUAUAAAGUGCAUAGUUUUUUUGGCUGUUUUGGAAUAAGGGUACAUGCGAACGCCGACCCUGUUGCCGGCUUAUAGGAGCUGCAUCCAGGCGCCAAAUGUUGUCGGUUGUGCUCAGUACGACCACGAUUACAAUGAACAGAGGCGAGCAGGAAAAUCUCUUUCGGCAGUCACGUAAUCUCAGACUGCAGCAAGAAGAAAAACAACAGCUUCAGUGUCAACAGAAACAGCAGCAGCAGCGGUACUUGAACAAACCACGUCAUUUUUCGUAUGGUAAUAUCCAUCAGGUCAGCAAUCUUCAUAUGCAAGCGUCCAAUUCGCGAUCAUUUGGCGAUGAUCGCAGCAGCGAUAAUCGUCAAUUUGCUGGUGUGGCUUGUGAUGAUCUGGUGCUCAGUGUGCUCAAAUCUCCGAUUAAGGAGACGACUAAUCUACUCAGUAGUAGCAGCAUCUGCGGUCAAAUAGUAUCGGCCAGUCCGAGCGCCGGUAGCAAUGGUCUUGGAACAGGAGCAAACACAGGGACGGCCACUACACAGACAUCGAGUCCUUGUGCCGGGUAUCAUGCUCUGCACGGCUCAGAAGAUGAAAUGAUCGAUGACAUCGAGUCGGCAAUAGAAACAACCGAACUGAACGCUGCCAAAGUGACAGAAGAACCGUCUUCCUCACCACGAGCAUUGAAGUUCCUGCGACGGUUCCGAACUGGUAAAACGGGACGUUUCGCACCGCAUCAUAGACGUGUUCCAACACCCGCCCGUCGUAAGAACCGCAGUCGUUCCCGAUCACGAUCUAAUGCGGACAUUCUGGACGGGGUUACCACCGGUGAUGAUCCGUGCGAUGUGCUGCCUGGCGACGAUCCGUGUGACGACGGUGACGAUGCUCCGCCAAUCUCCCAGAAGGUCGGUGUUCCAGAUCCGUACUAUCCCAUCGCACUGCCGAUCGAUCAAGCAUUCAAAGCCAAAUAUGUUUUCCACCACCGUAGAGGCAAAACGGUACAGGAGCGGUUCUACGUGUUUCUCGAGCAUCCGGUCGGCUGGCUCUGUUUUAUAUAUCAUUUUUCCGUGUUCAUGCUCGUGUUGGUGUGUUUGAUAUUUAGUGUACUGUCAACGAUAGAUGAAUACAGUAAGUUCGCGAACGAAACCUUAUUCUGGAUGGAAAUAUGUCUGGUGGUGUUCUUCGGUGUAGAAUACCUGGUGCGACUCUGGUCCGCCGGUUGUCGGUCCAAGUAUAUGGGCUUUUGCGGCCGGCUACGGUUCAUCCGCAAACCAAUAUGUAUUAUAGAUCUAAUAGUAGUAGUAGCAUCUAUGGUUGUGCUGUCAGUUGGCUCAAAUGGACAAGUGUUCGCCACCAGUGCCAUCCGGGGCAUCCGAUUUUUGCAGAUCCUCCGAAUGCUGCACGUAGACCGACAGGGAGGUACCUGGCGGUUACUCGGAUCGGUCGUGUUCAUUCAUCGGCAGGAAUUGAUAACGACACUGUACAUUGGUUUCCUCGGGCUAAUAUUUAGCUCCUACUUUGUGUUUCUUGCCGAGAAGGACAUCACCGGCCCGGAUGGUCGGCAACCCUUUGCCAGCUACGCCGAUGCACUCUGGUGGGGCGUCAUCACCGUGACGACGAUAGGCUACGGGGACACGGUGCCCCAGACGUGGAUGGGUAAAAUUGUGGCCUCGUGCUUCAGUGUGUUUGCCAUCUCGUUCUUCGCACUUCCGGCGGGAAUCCUUGGAUCCGGUUUUGCACUCAAGGUACAGCAAAAGCAGCGCCAGAAACACUUCAAUCGUCAAAUUCCGGCAGCCGCCAUGCUGAUCCAGUGCCUCUGGCGCUGCUACGCUGCCGAUAAGAGCUUCCACUCGGAUGCGACCUGGCAGAUAUACGUCAAGUCGGACGACCAGAACGCCAACAGUUCCAACAUCAGCACCGCCUUACCCUCGCAGCUGGGCAAAGUGAGUGCGUUGAUUAGCGGUACCCUAAUGGUACAGGUGGCGAGACGCGGUGCAUCGGUACUUAAACGGAGGAAAUCUCGAAACCGGAUGGAAGCUCCCGGCCUAAAAAACACACUCGCAUCGACGGCAGCAACAGCCUCACCAUCAGCUGCUGCUGUGUCGACCCCCUCGGGAGUCGGUGGACUCACCGGAAGUUAUGGAACAUUAGGGACUCCCGGGGCAGGUCCGAGCAGUGCAGGUGCAACGUUUGCAGCAGGAAGCGAGAACACCCUCAUGACACUGGUGACGCCUGCUGGAGAAUCCCAGAUAUCCAAGAGUGAAUCCGACGGAGAUGUCGUGUUCUACAUGGAAGAACCACGGGCGGCAGGAACCCCGUCCCGCACUCGACGGAACGAUCUCAAUCGGGGUGCCUUUGUAAGCCAGAACAGCUCCGUCACGGAGGCGCCCAGCGAUGAGGUGGAAGCGGAACCAGAACAAGACGACGAAGCGGAACCUGCUCGAGUGACGCAACUAACGGAAGCCCAUAGGAACGCGAUUCGAGCAAUCCGGAAAAUCAAGUACUUUGUCGCCAGACGCAAAUUCCAGCAGGCCCGCAAACCGUACGACGUGCGAGACGUGAUCGAGCAGUACUCCCAGGGUCACUUGAACAUGAUGGUCAGAAUCAAGGAACUUCAGCGACGAUUGGAUCAGACGCUGGGCAAACCGGGCAGCUAUCUGGCCGGCAUCGACCGGGUUGGCAAUGUCAAACCCAUGACCGUCGGGGCACGGCUGUACCGAGUCGAACAGCAAUUAUCUGUGAUGGAUAAGAAAUUAGAUCAAUUAACUCACGCCAUUAACUCAAUGACAAUGCAACAGAAGAUAUUAACCCCAAUGCAAUCGCAAAUGUUUUACGGUUCUCAGUCACAACCGCAGCAGCAACCCGUCUUCGGACUGUCUCCGCUACUGUUACCCCCGGCACCCUCGCAAACGAAUUCACCUACGCCGACCAAAUGCAUUGAAGACGAUGUGUAAUAUUCGAUCUAAGCGGUCACUGAAUGUUCGAUGUAGAAAUCUGUUCACCUACUACAUCCACCACAUUUAAAAAUCGUUGAACAUAUGUAGUAAAAUAUCUUUAAGCCAACGAGAAAAUACAAGAAAUCAACCCUUGAUAGUAGAUUAGGCAAUUUCAAAAAUUAUUUUAAAUAAUGAAUUUAACUCUAAACUAUUAAGCAAAUCGGUGCGAUUCUAUAACGAAAGCGAAGACAAAAAAGAUGCAUUUAAUAUCAAGCUAAAUAAAAACAAAAUAAAUAAGAAUCAUAGAUAGUUAAGCAAACCAAAGAACGAAUAAAGCACAAGAUUCAGUACAUCCUAAACAAUAAAUAAAAAAACUAAUCUCGCAAAACUUGAUCAAGGUACCGCAAAAGAAAAUCAUUGUAUACAUUGUCCAGCAAACGUUGAAAACAAAAAUUCAAAAUGGCCUAUCGGUAUGCAGCUAACAAAGUCUGCGGAAAUUAAAUGUCAGCAAUUGUCUAAUGUAAGGUGACCUAUUCCCAGUAUAGUUGCAUGAUGUAGAACAUUACAAAAAGAUAAAUUCACAAUGAGGCAGCCGCAGAUGAACAAAUGACGGUUUAGUUAAUGAGCCCCAACUCUGCACGUUAGCAAUAUUAUUUUAGAAUUCCACUUCGACUUUUGUCAUUCGAGCUUUACUCAUCCACUUUCGGUAGAAGAUUUUCCAUUUCGUAUUGAUGAAUUUCAACUUAACUACAUUCAAUAUUAACACCCAGAUUUAUGUGCCAUGAAGCUUUUGCUUCAGUUAGUUUAACAAUCAUUAUUCGGUAACCUCUAUAUUAUUUAAAUUUCAGACGAAACUAGUCGAUUUUCUGUUAGAACUGGAGUGAUUUUCUAAUUUCCUAAGACUCAUAAAGCAAUGAAAAUCAGUAUGCAAUCGCGCAAAAGGUCAACAAGACUAAAACACAUUACGUCCAUUCAGCCCACUUUUUCUAAGUCAAUUCAGACAGAUUUCUGAAUCAUUUGAAAUAAGUUAUUGCACUGGAGUUCGCAUUUCGAAAUUUUUAAAUUUUAGUUCGCAUUUCGAAAAUACCUAAUGAAAAUGAUUCGCCCAAUCAUCUUGGAUGUGGGUGGUAUUACCAUAUCCACCAGUGGCUGCCAGCCGUCUGCAAAACUGUAGACAUGCAAAGCCCAAAUGUGGGCUUUACAUCUACAGAACUACUAUUAAACCAGUUCUACUUUAAAUUUCUACAUAAACAUAAACUGUCGAUUUUGCUGAAAAACCAAUAAAAAAACAUACCUUGGUUUGCAUAGUCCAUUUGUCUAGCUAAAGUUUAAUAAAAUUUCGUAAAUCGCAUAAUAUUUACACUAACACAUUCUUAGAGAAAGAUAAAAUUCAAUUAUACUUAUGCACACAUUUCAGUUGAAUUUUCAAAAUAAGAACGAAACUAAAAAACUGACAGCAAAUAGAGAAAAACAGCGUUGAAUGUUUCGACUUUGAUUUCAAUUCCUAUUUAUAAAUUAUCCUACAUUCUCAGAUCAACUUUGAUAUGUCGAAGAAUUGUUGGUUUAUCUUCUGAUGGUAUGCAAAUUUCCCAUAUACCUUCUUCUGAAUAAAUCAACAUAAAAAGAGUUUCGCCCUUUCUCGAUUUGUUUACUUCUAAGCUCUCACUGUGAAUAAUGAAGUUACAAUCUGAUAAAUUUUUCGUAAAAUUGACUGGUUUUCACGAUUAAGUCAAAUCCACGGGUAAUUUUAUCGUGUUAUUUAUUAUUUCCAGUAGUAUUAAGCUCGGAAACCUUCUGCAAUAAUGAAAAGGAAAUAUUUUCGCUCUUUCUUCCUUUCCAGCGAUUAAAGUAUCGGCCUGUCUGUUGGCAUGGUACACCGAUAGCGAAAUUUACGAAAACAAAUGGAAUGACAGUUUUGCUCUUUACAGUUUUUUUGUGUUACUAAGAACAAAUUUAGCAGUUAUAUGGGAAUUCUUUAUUGAAACUGAAACUGAAAUAAUCAUAUCCCCAUCAAACCGUUUUAGUUUUAUUUAUUCGAAUAGUUUGGUCCUUUACUUUUCCGCACUUUUCCAAUAAUAAUAAGGGUUACAUUUGUUGUUUCUAUCGGAGUUUUGUCCCAGGAGUUUCAAUUCAGUCACUUCAGCUUGGGCAUAUUGAUGAUCCAAUUACGGAUGAUAUUUUCUACCGUUGAUCAGUUUACUUUGAUGAUCUACUAGAACGACAGUUAUAUUGCCUUGAAGCAUAAAUCAAAUAAACAUAGAUUUUCCAGUGUAAUAGUAAUGUAGGUAAGCAACCCGUUACACCAAAAGCGCCGUCUGGUGUAGAAUAGGUGCGCAAAUGCUCCUAAAAUGCAUGCAUUUAACAGCAACCACAGUAGCUAAUGGAAAAAAGUACAACCGUUUCUCACUAGAAGCGCUGUUAGUGUCUCCGUACAAUGGUAAAUCUAUGUUUAUUUGAUUUAUGUUUAUUUGAUUUAUGCUGUGUAGGGUUACCACCUGAACGGACCUAGCCCAGCAGUGCCGCACGUAUAUUUUUUUUAAACCUUAGUUUGACAAGUGAAAAUCCAAAAAAUUUUACAUAAUUCAAGCACAAUUCGAAUAUCCCUGUUGAGUAUUCGGACGAUUCUAAUCGUCAACAGUUUCAUUGGUGUUCAGUUUCAGUUUUCCUCAAUUCAUUCAACAAUCUCCCCCGCUCACGUGCCAAUAGUGUUUUGCUCGCCGGGUGACAGAAGUUAACAUGGUGGUAGCCCUAUAGUUGCGUGAGUUGAUUGGCAGAAAAGUUUGACUAUUGAUCGAACUUAAAUGCUGGUAAUCGAUGGAGUUCAAUGAAUUUUGCAUACAACCAAGAAGAUAUCUUAUCGGAGGAAUUAUAUGAAAUUGUUACGGUUUGAAAUGAAUAGACUCUUGUACCUAAAUUUUUAUUCACAAUAUUUGACCAUUGUGUAGACGGCUUAUGAUGUUCCGUCGACGUUUUAGAUAUUAGAUUUGUGGGGAACCAAUUGAAAAUCUAAAACAUAUUUUUUCCAAAGCUUAUUUUACAGGGAAUAUCUUUUUGGUAAUCUUCCAUUCUCACAUGCACUGUACUAUGGAUUAUGGACCUUUCUUUACUUAAUAUUAUCUGGCAGAAUUACAUUCUUAUGUUUCCGCGGUAUAAUUCCUAAAUUUAAAUCUGAAGCUUUUUGGAAUCGGGUUAGUACACAAAAGUACCAAAUAAUACUUAAAAAAACAUCCUUUCAAAUGCAACAUACAUUCAAUUCUUACGAGAAAGAAAAAAACUAUAAUGAUAUAACAAUACAUUAGUGAUAUUUGAAGAAGUAGUAAUAGCAGUAGCAAUGAUGGUGGUAGCAGUAGUUAUAGAAGUAAUAGUAGUAUUAUUAGCACUAGUAGUAGUAGCCGUAGUAGUAGCUUGAAGUAGCUGUUUAGAAGAAAGUAAUAAUAUUGAUUGUGGUGAGCUGUUGUUACAUCUGAAGGGCAACGCAAUGUUUCCGUCUCGAGAAUGUGCUUCUUUUUUCGUCAUUGCUUUAUCGGCGCAAUCUUGAAAUCGCACCCGGGAAAACGCGCACGGAUGGCCAUUAGAAUGUGGAAUCUGUUUUUGUACAACAUGAUACAAGAAAGCAAAAAAGUUUUCAUAUUCUUGCGGUCACUCGGUCUUGCGCCACACAACGUUCAGUAAGCUGGGUGCGAUUAGUAGACAUUAAGUUUUCAAUAUGUUGGUACGCACAAUCGGAUUUCAGUGUCGUAAAACGAUUCAAUCUUUUAACACCAUUAGACAAGCUCUAUUUUGAAUGUUCAAGUUUCGCAUAAAAAAUUCUUCUUAACCGUUAAAUAAUGAAAUAUUUGUAUUUAAGUGAAUUACUUUAACAAAAAAAGGAAUAGUGAAAAAUACUUACUGUGAUCACUUGAACAAAGCAUCUAUAAGAAAACUUCCUAAUCUUAUUUCAGUUACUCCAGUUCGAAGUACGGAGAACAUCAAUUGGACGAAAAUGUUGUAAAUAUAGGCUACUCAAAGUUUGUCCAACUUAAUGACUUUAUUCUCGUUAGAAACUGUUUUGCAGUUGUUAAAAAGAUGUACAUUUUGAAAAGAUACGGUAGUAAAAUUUUAAUUCGAGCCUCUAUAUCGAUGAAUAAGCAUGAGUGAAAAUCGCAAAAUUACAAUAAUGCACUUUCAACAACUGAAAGAAUUGAAAAAAAUUAAAGCUAAAGGGUCCAAUCCUGCCUCUACCACAUUUGAAGUAUAAUCAGAUUUUGAAAGGAAAUGUUUUGUAGCGAAGUUUUUAACCUCUCCUAACAAUUCUUUUCUCCGGUCGUGUAAAUAACAACAAAAACUUCCUGAAUGUUAAACGGAACCUUUACCGAAUCGAUCAGUGGCUUUAACUAUAGGACCAUAUCGAACAUGAACUGCACCCGCACGAUGUUUCCUACUCCAACUUCGAACAAUCACCAUUGAAACAUGCAAAAUAGACCAAAUAAAGUACAGAAUUUACAUAUCCCCAUACAACUAAAUAAACGAAAAAAUCAAUUGGGAACCAAAAAAAGCUUCUUCAUCUUCUACUUCCUAUAAAUCGUACUUACAACUGAAAUUGAAUGGUUUCCUUCAAGCAAAAACAGAUUAGCUCUUUAUACAUAAAUAGGACCACGUCAACCACUCACAUCUUGAGUUGGAAAAACAUAACCUAAUUCUAACAAACCGGAUAUCCAAAUUGAAUUUAAUGUAAACAAACUAGUAUAGAAAAAUAACUACCAAAGAAAAAAUACAAAAAAUAUACUUAUAUGUUAAUAUUGUAUCAAACUACCGUGGAGGCCUCUAUUCUAAAUGUGUGAAGAAAUAACCGGAUUCAACAGCCACUGAACCAAGGGGUGGAUCACUUCUGAUAUAUUUAAAAUAUUAACAAAAAUAAAUGGUGCAAAAAAUUAUUUUCUUCUAGUUGCGUGUACCAUUUACAAUUCACUUUUUUAAGUGCGUGUAUCGCAUCGACUUUAAAUUAAUUUUUAGCACAAUGGAAGUUAAUGAGAAAACGGAAAUUAUUUGGCAAAUUUCCAAAUUGGCUAUAAAAUAAAUGUGCUUUUUCAAAGUGAUCUGCUCCUUGCACUGAACAGAUUUUCUUGAUGAAGUUUUUUUAGUCUCAACAAAUUGAAUGGUUUGGAAGCGUAAAAUUUAGUUAGGAUGUCGGAAUGGUUGGAAUGAACAAAUUUUCGGUGUAAAAUUCAUCAUCGAAAUAUUGAUAACUAUUAAUUGAAUCGGAAUCACCCAGUGCACUUCCUACCUAUAGUGUUGUUCGUGAUCAAAUGUGGACAACAGUUAGCUUAUAAUACGAUAGACGUGGUGCGACAGUAUUAUCCUUAAUUUGUAAUGGCAUGCUAUGCACAGAUUACUACAAAUUCACUUGCACCCACCAAGUAUCUAUAUUUGCAUACCUUAUUGAACUCGAUCAGCAUCUAUUCUUUCACUGAAUCCGGCAAUUGAGCUACUGCCACAGACUAACAGACAGGACACUCAAAUUAGAUUACAAUCAUUUUAACGGUCAUUUCGAAUAUUCCUUUAGUUGGGACAGUACUCGCAUAUGUCAUGAUGGCGCCACGUUACCCUAUCAAAAACAUCCUGUCUGUCAUCUAGACUGUGUUUAUUUUUGCAGGAUACAGAUUUAAUACAUAUUGCCAAAACUAUAUACAUAAUUGUGCCUACUUCUCAUCCUCCAACGUUAUACAAAAUCAAACCCGACGUUUGUUACAAUAUUUACUUGCUUCUGGUCUGCCGCCACUUAAUUUCGGGUGAAAACUACCAACACAAUAAAAAAUAGUCUAGAUGAACAACGUUGAGUCAAAUAAAUGGUUACCUUCCAACAUCGCGAAAAAGUUAAAUAUAUUAUCAACGUAAUUCAAUAAUUUAUUGUGACGAUUCAUUUUUAAAUAUUUUGAUGAAAUCAGGCAUCCCAGCAAGCAGUUGAUCGGUGUUGACAAACGAUGGGAAACCAACUAGUAAAAAAACUUUUACAUAACACAAGAGGUGUACAGAUAGUAAAUAGUUCGCGCAGUACAAUAUAAGUGGAACUAGUGCAUCACGAAAAAUUAUUAUUAUUAGAAUUUACUCAUACUGUCAUGUCUGUUAGUCUGUGCUACUGCAUCACUUCACCAGUCAUUAUAACGAUUAAAACGAAACUGUAUUGAACAACCCCUCGUCACUUGUCUUCGCUGUCAGCAGAGAUGCCAUAUCUGCAGAUUUGUCUGUAAAUCUGCAGAUUUCGGACAUAGUGCUGCAGACAAUACCUAAUAGAGAAAUUGCUACCAACAAGGCAUGCUUCCUAAUUGCAGAUUUUUUUCACAUUUACAGACUUUUUAAACCCUGUCUGCAAAUAUUUGAAAUUUUCACCUGGCAUCUCUGGCUGUCAGUGCAUGUAUGUGUUACUUUUGUAAAUAAGUGCUAUGCUUGCCCUUAUUUACAAAAGUUUGGAAUAAGUUCAGAAGUUAAAAAUACCUGAAGAACAAAAAUACCUAAAACACGAUAGACAAAUUUCGCACUAAGGCGUCAUGCAUAAAUUAUGUCACGCUAAAUUUCAAUAAAUUAAACCCCCCUCCCCCCCUUGUCCCGAUUGGCCCAAAGUUUGAAACGACCUCUAAGGAAUUACGUAACAACUUUCGACCCCCUCUCUCAUCUCCCUCAGCUAUUUUUUUUAAUUCUUGUAUUGGUACAAUGAUGCCUUUCAGUUUAUUUAUUUAUUUGGUGCAGGGAAAAGCCCAUUGGAGUUAAUUUUAGUCAAACUAGCAUAAAACCUCCUCAUUUUUGAAAACACAUUACCAUCAUCUAAACGGUACAUUUUCCUUAAAUUUGGUUCCAUAAAACCUCCUUAUGUUCUGAUUCAACAUUACAAUCGUCCAAAUGAUACAUUUCCCUUAAAUUUAGUUCUAUGGAAAUUCAAACUAAUUAGGCAGUAACCUUAGGUAUGAUUUCUUGAUAACGUUACGUGAUAAAUGAAAGUCGAAAUUAUUGAAACACUUGUUAAAUAUGCAGCACAUUCUAGCGAUGGACUAGUUAUAUCCAUAAUUGGUUCAAGCAUAGGGAAUCCGAAAAAAAGGUUCGAAGAUUUCGACAUCGAAUGUCUAAUUGUAACAAUUGUAAUAGCUAGUAGUCUUUCAAACAUCUCGACGGACAAAUAAUAAAUCUAGACCAUUCAGUUUGUUCCGGUCAUGGUAACUCGGUGGGUUUAAAGGAUAUCUUAAUGGAAGACGACGGAAAGUGAAUCGGAUUAUUCACAGGACUAUAAAGUUCAGAAGUAUUUGAAAAAAUGAAUGAAUAAAAAAUCACCUCAAUUGUAUCGAAAAUCAAAGCGAUCAAUUGCACUUUGGUUAGUCGUCAACGGAACGAGGCAGUACAGAUUUUCAAUUCAUGAGAUAUUUUUGAGAAAUCGAUCGAUUUCACUCCUAACUCUUUGAGUUGCUACUCUCGGAACUUAUGGAACAGUUAAUCGGAAACCAAUGGGGUCAACAGAGCUUCAGUCAAUCACCUAUCGAAGCAAUUGACAUUCCUUUUUUGCUGCAUAUCAAAUUGAUAUUUCAAGUCGACCCGAAUCUCCGGAAUCCGUAGUCAGUUUUUAACAAAAUACAAUAGCAGUUAUUGUACCCCAUAUACAUCUUUAAUUUGAGGGGGAUGGGGCUCAAAGGAUGAUUGAUAAAACCUAUGAUCUUUCUCCGAAUUGCUGGAGCUACUUUCACUUAUCAGAAUACUAUCACUUCGAGAGAAUUUUUUUAUCUAUUUUCUCGAGUCUAAUCUAAAAUUAUUUUCAUCUUUUAUGAUAUUUUUCGUUCGUGAACUCAAUUCAUACGCGUUUCUUAUCGCUUAUUCUCAUGGGGUGAUUCGUUAGCGGAGCUUUUAUUGAAAUUAUGUCGCCUUUUUGUUAGUAGUUUUUCUUAUUUCACAUGCUUGUAUAGUAACUUAUUUUAAGAAUCAAUUUUUUUUGCAAAAAAAAAACAGUUUUGAUUUGAAUGAAUUUUUUAGCGAUUAACAAAAUUUCAUCCAAAUCAAAAAUGUUUUUUUUUUGCAAAAAAAAACAUUUUUGAUUUGAAUGAAAUUUUGUUACAACAUAGACUAUUAUGUUCCCUACCUACAGUCAAAAAUUCAAAUUGGGCACUUUAAAAAAAAAGUAAUUUGAAAUCGAUCACAGAUUUUUGAAAUCAAUCACAGCGUAGCUUUCAAAAAGUACAGAGCGUUUGGAAAUAGUGAGACUUUUUUUUACUUUUGCAAAAUGAUUCCGAUCAGCUAUUAUGGUACGGGAAACGUGCACAGAUUUUGCACAGAUAGGUUUUUGGCUUGAUUACAGAUUUUUGAAAAGCGAAAGUUUCAUUAAAAUUUGAGAGGGUGCUACCAACAUUUGUUCGAGUUAGCACAAGAUUCGUUGAUAUUAGGCUUUAUGACAGUUCAUUUACAACCACAACUGCAAAUGAGAUUGAUUUAUUUGCACCAGGAAAUAUCAGUAUUAAACACAAUUCAAACGAUUCAUCAACAUCGACGCCAAGAUUCAUUUAAGUGUUUCUUUACCCGGAUAUUAUUCACGUACCGGACGUCAAAUAUUCCGUGACGUUGACGUUGCCUGUCACCAUUAGAAUUACUUAUGUUAUCGUUAUUUGUUAUUGUUAUGUUGUCGUUCCGUAACCGUUCCAAGCCGGUGAUAGUUGGCUGAUGCCACGUGUGAAAGCAGGAAAAUUUAUCACGUUUUUUUUGUGAUAACGCCCAAUAAGCCAUCUAAACGCAUGAUUUAUUCAUUUCAGUAAAAGUACGUGGUACUGAUGAAAACAAAACAAUAUGUAAGAGCGAUUCACACGUGGCAUCAGGCGACUAUCAUUGGCAUGAAACGGUUACGGAACAACACCAUUAUUUGUAAGCAAUUUUUAUGGAGGCACACAACGUCAAGUCAAAAAAAUUAUUGAAUACAUUUUGACGUCGACCGAAGUUGAUUGAUCGACUGAAUCGUGUUUAAUGCAGGUGUUUCCUGAUGAAAACAAACCAAUCCCAUUUGCUUUUGUGGUUGUAAGUGAGCUGUCAGAAAACCUAAUAUCCUUAACCACGGCUUUACAAGCUAAACUCAACUAUUUUAUUUACUAUUAUUUGAAUAAUAAGCUGAAGAAAGUACCUGAAAAAUAAGCACGAAAUGACAAUGUUUUUCUUCAGGGAACUGCUUCACGCGAAUCACGAAUUUAUUUUGAUCGGAGCUCCCCUGAUCUUAUAUACCAUUCGACUCAGCUCGACGAAAUCAGAAAAUGUUUCUCCGUGUGUGUAAAAGAAUUUUCCUACCGGCCAGUUUUCUCGGAAAUGGCUGUACCAAUUGCAACAAACUUGGACUCGAUUAAUAGCUUUUAUUGAGUUAUUGAUCAAGUUCGAAGAUCAAGUGGUUAUCCUUAUCGGUUCCGGAGAUAUGAUGAUAUUGAUCUAUCAGUAAUUGUUACAUUUUAGAUUCAUACAUUAUUAUUUCUUUCAGAUAGAAUUAAUUUAGGAACAUAGCAUGCUUUUUUGCACAAAACAUAAAACCCCUAAAUGUUCAAACUCUGCGGCGACCAGUAGCCAGUUGUCAUUCGUUUACGCCCGAGACGUCAGAUAGGAUAUGGCACCUAGUGUUAUAUCCUUAAAGGGUCACAUAAGUAGUGUGGACUUUGCGUCUGCUUUGCGGUUCAAGUUUGACUGCUAGGCGGAGAUGGCAGUUCUACUUGAACUGCUUUAAGCCCUGACGAGCCGAAGGCGAAACGCAAAGAAAGUUGAAACAAAAUAUGUGCUUUUUUGCACAAAACAAAAAACCCCUAAAUGAUAAAAAUUCGUAUUACUCAAAAAGUAAACAUCCGAUCUAAAACAUUCAAUAGCGUUUCAGGCGACGAGGAGACCUUUCAUUUGCGACUAGUUUGAUAAAAAUCGGUCCAGUCGUCUCUAAAAUCUCGACCUCUUGGUUGAAAACAGACACGCACACGGAAAUUUGCUCAGUCCAUCGAGCUGAAUCGAUUAGUAUAUAACACUUGAAAUUUUUCUAAAGUUUGAGUUAAUUCUGUACCUAUUUUUUAUAUUAAUAAAAUAAGGUAAAAAUAUUGUAAAAAUCUUUUUGGCAUUAAAAAUGCCUUACUCUUCACUAUAUGGGGCCGGGUGUCAAUUAAAAGUUUCAAAAAUAGUCGCGUAACCUUUUUGUGUCAUAAUUUUGAACGUUAAUAAAUCGGUCAUUUGUUGAUGGAUUGUUAUAAUUUAACAACCAAUCGAUUCGGAAACUUUUAACUUAAACAUGUAUGACGACGUCUUUUCAGUAUUUCAAUAGCAUACUAUUGAAAAAAUGGUUGGAAUCGACCUAUGUUUCCAUCCACCAAUCCCUGUUGUACAAAAUGACGUCAACUUUUUGUUCGGCAUAGGAGGCUUUGCGUCAUGCAUAAAAAACACCGUAUCGUUAUGCAUAGUAUGAAGAGAAAUCUAUAAAUAUAGGCUGCACAAUAUUUCUUUGCCUAGUUGAUGUUUGACUGUGAAUGAAACAAGUAGCUUGUCCAGUGAGCUGAUGACUGGAUUGUAUAUGCGUUCACUUGCUGGAUUGUCGCUUUUGCAUUAUGUGUUGGUGAAAUUUCCUGUUGUCUGUGCAACACCGUGUUCGCUUGAGUAUCUUAUAUAUCAUCUAGCUAUUGAAAAACCGAAUCAGCGUGGUUACCGAUUCUUUUGAAAUAUCCCAUGUAUUUAGCAAAUUUUUGGUCGAUUUUGCCAUUAAAAAUGCUUUACACUUCGCUUCCCGAGGCUGGGUGUCAAUUUAAAACAUGCAAAACUAAUCGCGUAACAUUUUUCUGUCAUAAUUUUGAACGCUUAUAACUCAGUCAUUUGUUGAAGGAUUUAUAUAAUUCAACAAACAAUCGAUUCGGAAACAUUUAACUUAAACUUAUAAGACAACGUCAUUUAAAUAUUUCAAUUGCAUACCAUUGAAAAAUUGGUUUGAAUUGAGUAUUUUAUUUUGGUUCUCUGGUAACUAUCAGACCAAUUUAGAAUUAUCGGCGAUAGAUUUUUCGGAUCUAAUUUGCAGCGCUUGUUCCUCGAUGAUUUGUUAAUGGAUUUUCCUUAUUUAAAUGAUUCCAAAGCUUCAAUAUUGUGAGCUUAAAAAUGUUUAAAAUUUGUCAACGGAUCGGUUAUCAUACUUGAAUCUCCAUUCCCAUACGAACAAAACGUGACAAUGUGACUGAACAAGUUGUUGUCCCACCAGGAAUUAAACGCUUCAAAAGAUUCAAAAUUAAAUUCUGAAACUUAUCUAAAAGCGGCCUCCUUGGUUUAGUAGUAUAAUUGAGUUUCACAGGCUUACAUAUACAGUACAAUUAGAUGCAAUAUCAUAUAGUAUCAAAGAGAAACUCAAGGUAAGUUUACCUACGAUUUUACAUGUAUCGUUUGACUAGGAACCCUCGUAGAAUUUGGUUAACCGCCUGUUUCAGUUUAAUUAUCAUUUGCUUCAAAACAAUAAGCGUCUGAUGGCUACACGAGUUGUAACUAUGACAAUGUUCAUUCAUGUGUUAAUAACAUCAAGUUACAAUAUUGUUAGGAAUUUUGUUGCGUAUCCAUUCCGUAUAUUCCUAAUAUACCAAAUCGAAAAUCAAUGUAAGUAACCAAAUAUUUUAUGUGGACUGUUCCACAUGUUUUCUUCCUCGUAUUGUUGCCAUAUUAUUCACCGACACUUUCCGAAGAUUAUCGACGAUUUUAAAGGAUUAAUAAAAUUACACCAUUACUGAGAUUACUGGUACAACAUUCUUUUGGAUCGAUUAACUGUUUAUAAAAUUAAUAAGUCCACACAGUGAACGACCAUUAUUAGAUUAAAACUGGGGGUAAAUAAACGAUAUAAAUCAAAUCAAAUUAAGAAGUUUGUACGUUUCUCGAAAAUUAUCAUCAUAAAAUAACAUAGUUUCAUUUGUUCAGGUUUAAAUCUUUAGGUUUUUUAUAUCUAAAAGUGAGCUUUCAAGUAACUUUGAAGUGUAGUAAAGUUUAGUGUAUCAUCAACAUUAUCAUCUUUAUUUUUGUAUUUAUUAUGAAGACCCUAGAAACGUUUCAUUUUUAAUGUUAUUGUGCUCGGUCGUGUCUUGAAUACAACCCUCUAAUUUUUUCUUUUCAUUUUCAAUAUUUUGCUAUUCUAGAUCUUUGCUUCAUUUCAAAGUUCGGAACAUUCGGAACUCGGUGUUGGUUUUCCUACAUUAUAAUAUUUUCAGUUCAGUGUGAAUUUUCCAUUCUGUAUUUCAUUAGAACUAUGUUGUUUUUUAUGGAACUCGAACUUGAUCAAAAUACAGAAUGAAAAUUUCACAUUCGUUCUAUAUAUAAAGUCAGGGUGUUCAUUUGUAACCAUUCCAAGUCGAGUAGCAUUUCUCCUUAAUUUUGUGUAAGUAAAUAAACUCUUCAUCAAUUGAAUCGAUUCACACAAAUAUGUUCCUUAACAUAUGUUCGUCAAAACAGAAUGAAAAAUAGCUGUUGUGGUAUUGAUGAUUAGAUUUUACUAGUCCUCUAGAAUAUGUAUCCGUAGAACCAAUGACAAUUUCAUUUCGGUCUUCUACUUUGUAAAUAAACGUACUAUAUAGUAAUAAAACUAAUGUAAGACACACUUACACGGGUUUCUAUAUUCUAUUUAACAAACAGGUGCGAAAAUAAUGCCCUCAAAAGUCUGCUAAACGAUGAAUAUUAUUAUAAAAAUUUAACGAUACGAUCGAUGAACAUGAACGAACUGAGUUCACUAUCCACUGCAAAACAUUCACUAGCCGUCAUUCAUCAAUUAUAUCGGUGGAAAAUACAUUACGAAAUCAACAGAAAGCACAGAAAGAAUAUGUUUGACUUGUUUUAUUGAAUAUUCCCCUAAUUGGGACUUAUAAAAACUUCAUUGUACAACUUAAGACAGAAAGCAGACUACACAAUAUAACCGAAUCAAUACAAAUGGAUAUCCUAAUGUAAUUAGUGCAGAAGAAAUAGAAUACAAACUGCAUAAAAUUGCAAAUAUUAACUUCACUAACCUAAAUGGAGGAAGAAUUGUCAGUAAAGUGUGUCGAAUCGUGUCUUUAAUGUUUAUAUUUAAUCUAGUGUAUCUUUUCAAUUUCAAACGAUAUAAAGAUGAAAAUACACUGAGGACUUUUUUUACGCGGCGAAUGCGUACCGCUACGUAAAAAAAGCAUAACUUCGUAAAUCCGCGUUUAAACCGCAAAACUAAAGAAAUUUAUUUUUUUAUGCCGAAUGUCUUAGAAAUGCAUGAAAAGUCCAGUUUUCAAUAAAAAAUUUUUGAAAAAAAUCAACUUUGGGAGAAAGUUUGAGAUUUUCGAAAUCGAAAAUUUGUUUGAUGCCAAAUGUUUCAGAAAUGUAUGAAACGUCGUGGUUUGGUGUAAUCUAAAAAAAAUCUUUUUUUGAUAAAAUCGAAAAUUUUACAAGUGUCAGAGAGUUGAUUCGAGUUGCUUCGAGAUAACACCAGAUCUCGACGUUUCAUGUAUUUCUAAUACAGAACAAAAAAUCGGAAAAUUUGCGUAAAAAAAACCGCUUAGCUUCGGAAAUCCCCGUAACAAAACAGUGUAAUUUCGGAUUCGAAAUCCGCGUAAAAAAGUGUACCUCAGUGUACUAAACAAAAAACAAAGACAUAUAAAACGUUAAAAAUAAAACAUUUUUUUCUGAUCA
Malaya genurostris is the source of this 18552-nucleotide messenger RNA. RefSeq names its product potassium voltage-gated channel subfamily KQT member 1-like. Gene Ontology annotation, cellular component: membrane. The transcript is spliced from 9 exons. Bases 2101 to 4944 code for a protein of 947 amino acids. Gene Ontology annotation, biological process: potassium ion transport; transmembrane transport. Gene Ontology annotation, molecular function: voltage-gated potassium channel activity. Lineage: Eukaryota; Metazoa; Arthropoda; Insecta; Diptera; Culicidae. The record is from RefSeq and is a predicted model, not a curated record.